GUAAACUGGCUGGGAUUUUUGGAAGUUGUAGGUCAAAAACAUCUGGAGACCCACAGGUUGAGAACCACUGCUAUAGCACAUUCCAGAGCUCAAGACGGGAAGCUGGCAGGAAGCAUCUCAGACAUUACAGUACAAUCUUGUAACAGAAUCAAGUAUGUUUUUUGAGAUACUUUUACUACUGGCUGUAUAUGACCAGUGCUUUCUCUUUCCAAGCAGAAAUAAGUACAAUAGAACCCACAAGAUUUUUGUUCUACGUGGCUUACAUAUUGUGUUAACAUAUUGUCCAUACUACAGGAAAAGGGGCAGACAUUGUAUCACUAUGUUGUGAUCUUUUGGUGCAGAGUCAACCACUGUUUAGAAGACUAAAAUCAACAUUUUUUGAUAAUGUGAAAUGUUAGAAAUUGGGAAAUGAAUUCACAGACACAGCCACUGAACUUGUUUAUUGGAUUAAGGCGAGGUUGCCUAUUUUGUUGACUGAGUGUUGGAUCUCAUUGUGAGAUUUGCAAAGAAUGGCAUGAAAGUUGUGGCUGUUGCACAUUUUAUUACUGGUCUCUUUAAAAGGACAUUUUAAAAAUUCUUUUAGAGGUUUAUGCCUGGGAAUAAUAAAAAUUAAAGUAUAGGUUUAAAUAUCAAUUUAUCAUGGAUAAUCAGAUGGGGCAAAAAAUUAAAAUGAGUAGUUGGUAAGAACGCCUGUGUCUGUCAGGACUGAGAUCUUCAGUUAAGGCAAUUGGUCUCAGUCCUAGACGCAAGCUGUAUAGGACAAAAAUAGUAGCUUGAGUUUUGCUCAGAAGCAGAUUGGAAGGAAAGGCAGUUUUUGUAUCACAAGAUUUAUAAUUAUAGUUGAUGGUGUUAUGGUGUUAUAAUAAAUGAUCAUGGUGUUAUAGGUGAUGGGUAGAUACAUUUUGACAAGAGGCUAUAUUGGAAACCACAUACCAUAUUCACAGAAUCAUAGAAUCAUAGAGUUGGAAGAGAACGCAUGGAUCAUCCAAACCCCUGCCAUGCAGGAAAAGCACAAAGUAUCCUUGACAGAUGGCCAUCCAGCUUUUGUUUAAAAGCCUCCAAAGAAGAGGCCUCAACCACUCACUAAGGCAGAGACUUCCACUGUUGAACAGCUUACGGUCAGGAGGUUCUUCCUAAUAUUCAGGUGGAAUCCCCUUUCCUAUCAUCUGAACCCAUUGCUCUGAGUCCUAGUCUCCAGAGCAAAGAUAUCCUUUCAAAUAUUUAUGUAUGGCUAUCAUGUCUCUUCUCAGCUUUCUCUUCUGCAGGCUAAACAAUACAUAUCUCACAACCUCUGGGGAUGCCUGCCAUAAAUGUGGACGAAACGUCAGGGGAGAAUGCUUCUGGAACAUGGCCAUACAGCCCGGCAAACUCAUAACAACCCAAUACAUACCUAGCUCUUUAAGCAUUAUCUCUUUAGAGCUAUUGAACAUCACAACAAAUUGAUCAAUCCUGUCUUAUCUUUCAGAACCUACUUGCCUGAUAUUUUGGUGAAAAUAUUCUAUAUUAAGGCUGCAGAACGAAUUUGAGAAGUUAUAUCACACUUUCCCUUUAUUCUGCACUAUUCGAUCUGAAAUCUAUUCCAGCCUUUCUUCUCAGAGUAGGAUGUUGACACACUCUAUUGUGCCUUUGCUGUAUUUAUGUUUUGAUAUAAUCAUCCACAUCAUUUUUCCCAUUGCCUUCAUGGCAUAAUUACCGACUCCUAUAACAGACUCUUUCUUCAUAAUGGGUUUAUUCAAGUGAAACAAAGUUAUAGCUAUAAUCAUGGAAUGAGGUGACACUAUCAUCACCUGGCCCAACCUCAUCACAGCAACUAAUGGAUCAUUUGUAUUAGCAUGGCUAUAAGAAAUCCACACCCAAAAAUGGUUGCAGAAUUGUUGUGGAAAAAAAUGGGUUCAUUAAGGGAUUAUUUUCAGUAUGAAAAAAAAAGGUUUUGAGUACUUUGAAAUACAAAAAUGUCUGAAGAGCAAUGGCAUUGGGCAAAAAUGUUGCUAUAAUGCAAUGGUAUGAUAACACCCUAAAUGCAACCUAUUUUCUCAUUUCAAUUCUAGCAGAAUCUUAGGUAGAAGGUGACUGUGGAACGACCUGCUGGAAGACCUUAUAUCUGAAGACUUAUCUCUUCCAGCAAGCUUACCCAGCCAGCAUGAAUCAUGAAUUCUAAACUUGUGUCUUGUGUUCACAAUAUUUUAGUCUUUCUUCUCUGCAUUUUGAUAUAUGUAUUUUGUAGAAAUACAUUAUAAUAUGUGUAUUUUAUAUAAUGUUUAUGAUGAUUAUGUGUUUUCAGCUAUGUUUUAAGCUACCUCAAACCACGAGGAGGGGCAGGUAAGUAUUAUUAUUAUUAUUAUUAUUAUUAUUUGUCAGAACCCUGCUACUAGAGCCUGGAUGUGGCUCUGAGUUUCAGGGUCACUGACAUUGAUAAGACACCUGCGUCCCAGGACUCGGAGGAGAAACGGCUGAUGGACUUGGCGGGGAAUUUGCGCGGGGUUUUACUGAGCGGGAAGAGACUGUUCAAAUGAGGGGGAGGGUAUAUAAAGGAGGGUUGGCCGGAGCCUCCCAUUCUUGGCUUUUCUGAUGUUCAUGUUUCCUACAGUAAAAGUUUCUGGUGAUAUCACAGAGAGUCUUGUGUGUUCAUUCAGGAGCGGCUGUGGUGAGCUGACACUAAGCCAAGAAUACGGACACCAUCCCGCUGUAGCGGUGAGGUGUAACAUGCAAGUGGAGGAUGAAGAGCUCUUGGGCGCCGGAGGAGGAAGGUCGGAAAGGGCCACUCCCGAGACGGACGCUGAGUUCCACCAGCUGGCGGCCCUGGCGUCAUCCACCGCUUAUGCCCAGCCAAAUGGGGUAACCCAGAGGCGCGGAGUGGUGCGGGGAGAUAGCACCGGAGGAGAGGAAGGUUCACCUUCCCCAGGCCCGCAAAAGAUGGUGUUUCUGGAGGAGAGGAUGUCGGCGAUGGAGACCACCCUGGCAGUGAUGUCGAGGGCGAUGGAGCGCCUGGCGGUUUUGGCGGAGCCGGAGCGAGGAAGGGAACUCCGGGCUAGCUCAAUGUGGGACGUGAGCAUGGGAAGCAGCCAGGGCUUUGCAGACCUCCCAGCACCGAAGGGAAGGGAAAUGCGAAAGGAGCCCGGUGCCCGGCCCAAGAUCCAAACGAGCCUGACGCGGGUGGAGGAGAGUGACGACGAAGGGGAAAAGCCUCCGAGAAUCCCGGCUACGCUCCCAACUGAGACCCUGGUGCCCCUGGCGAAUGCCGGGCGUGGCACAGGACAAAGGGAAGCAGCAGCGGGGCCCACUGGCCCGCAAGGGGGCUUGCGACGGGCGGAGGAUUGGGGAUUGCCACCACAGGGACCCCUACCGAGACGAGAGGAACUAAGGAUCGAGUUUGGGGGAGAGUCCUCUGAACUGGAUUUUUUCCUGACCACGGUGAGGGGCUAUAUGGAGGACAAUGCCCACACUUUCAGAACGGAAUCCAGCCGGGUACGGGCCAUUGGUGCAGUGUUGAAGAGGGGAGCGGCCAGCUGGUACGUUCAACUACACGCGCGGCGCGACCCAUGUCUGGGGUCACUCCGACGCUUUAUGGGGGCCCUGGAGACCCGUUUCCGAGAUCCACUGGAGCAGAUCCGGGCGAGGAAGGAGUUGAAGACCGUCUCCCAGGGGCAGAGGUCGGUAUCUGAGUAUGCGGAGGAGUUCCAAUGCCUCGCUGAAAAGGUGCCGGAAUGGUCUGCAGUGACAAAGAUAGAACUCUUCAAAGAGGGGCUCAGGCGGGAGAUCCUCUCCUGGGCGGUGCAUCGUGAUGAGCCUGACACACUGCGCGGAUGGAUUCAGCUGGCGGGGCGCGUCGAGACAUCGCUGGCCCAGGCGAGGAGGCACCGAGGAGGGCUACAGCAGCGGCCGCAGAUGAAAGAGGGGAGCCGGAAGGAGGGAUCAACCCCAGCCGGGAGGAGAACGGAGCCGCCAGGGAACGUGAGCACCAGCAGGAGGGGCUGCUUCGUGUGCGGCCGUUUGGGCCACAGGGCUGCCGAGUGCUGGCAGAGAAAAGGGGAAGGCGGAGGCCCGCCCAAACCAAGAGCCGUGGCAGGGAAACGCGCCGAGGAAGAACCACCGAUGAGGCACCACUCGGGGGGGUUGGACGAAGGGGAGGAGGACGCCAUGUCAGAACCCUGCUACUAGAGCCUGGAUGUGGCUCUGAGUUUCAGGGUCACUGACAUUGAUAAGACACCUGCGUCCCAGGACUCGGAGGAGAAACGGCUGAUGGACUUGGCGGGGAAUUUGCGCGGGGUUUUACUGAGCGGGAAGAGACUGUUCAAAUGAGGGGGAGGGUAUAUAAAGGAGGGUUGGCCGGAGCCUCCCAUUCUUGGCUUUUCUGAUGUUCAUGUUUCCUACAGUAAAAGUUUCUGGUGAUAUCACAGAGAGUCUUGUGUGUUCAUUCAGGAGCGGCUGUGGUGAGCUGACAAUU
This is a messenger RNA of Anolis carolinensis (green anole), 4444 nucleotides long. RefSeq lists its product as uncharacterized. The transcript has 2 exons. Gene Ontology annotation, molecular function: zinc ion binding; nucleic acid binding. NCBI's taxonomy places the organism in Eukaryota, Metazoa, Chordata, Lepidosauria, Squamata, Anolidae. The record is from RefSeq and is a predicted model, not a curated record. Bases 2569 to 4158 code for a protein of 529 amino acids.